Molecule: messenger RNA, 4910 nt
Organism: Pteropus alecto (black flying fox)
Lineage: Eukaryota; Metazoa; Chordata; Mammalia; Chiroptera; Pteropodidae
Gene: DLG1
Product: discs large MAGUK scaffold protein 1
Exons: 26
Coding region: 453-3170 (905 amino acids)
Biological process (GO): neurotransmitter receptor localization to postsynaptic specialization membrane; chemical synaptic transmission
Cellular component (GO): neuron projection; postsynaptic density membrane; neuromuscular junction
Molecular function (GO): kinase binding
Source: RefSeq, a predicted model, not a curated record
GUUGGGGGCGCGGAAAGAGGCGAGGUUCCGGGGGUGGAGCGGCUAGGAGGGGAGAGGGCGAGCGGGCUAGCGGGCCAAGGCGAGCGAGGAGGCGGCGGCGUCCGUGGAGAAGGAAGAGGCAUCGGGGGUGCGGCCGCCGAGGGGAGCUCCUCCCCCGUUCCUUCACCCCCUCAGCUCGGCUCCUCGAGCCCCGGGCGGGGCGGGGGGACGUGGAGCGAAGCCGGGCGGGGGAACCGCCCGGAGUUGGUCCCCGGCGCACCCCAGCUCCGAGCAUACGCCGCUCGCUGGAACUUUGUGGUGGCGCCGCAGGUGUGGGGGCCCGCGGAGGUGUGCAUGUGGGGCGUGAGGGCGUCGCGGAGAGCGGCCGCUGCCCUGUCCGGCCCCCGCUGGAGUAGCCCGGAGGAAGCAAGUGAGGAGAAAGGUGUGUGCCCUCUUCCUGAUUCUGGAGAAAAAUGCCGGUCCGGAAGCAAGAUACCCAGAGAGCAUUGCACCUUUUGGAAGAAUAUCGCUCAAAACUAAGCCAAACUGAAGACAAACAGCUCAGAAGUUCCAUAGAACGGGUUAUUAACAUAUUUCAGAGCAACCUCUUUCAGGCUUUAAUAGAUAUUCAAGAAUUUUAUGAAGUGACCUUACUGGAUAAUCCAAGAUGUAUAGAUCGUUCAAAGCAGUCUAAAUCAAUACAGCAUGUGAAUACUUGGGAAAUUUCCAGCCUUCCGAGUACUACUGUGACUUCAGAAACACUGCCAAGCAGCCUUAGCCCUAGUGUAGAGAAAUAUCGAUAUCAGGAUGAAGAUACACCUCCCCAAGAGCACAUUUCCCCACAAAUCACUAAUGAGGUGAUAGGUCCAGAAUUGGUUCAUGUCUCAGAGAAAAACCUGUCAGAAAUUGAGAAUGUCCAUGGAUUUGUUUCUCAUUCUCACAUUUCACCAAUAAAGCCAACAGAAGCUGUACCUCUCUCUUCUCCCACUGUCCCUGUGAUCCCUGUCCUGCCAGUCCCUGCUGAGAAUACUGUCAUCCUACCCACCAUACCACAGGCAAAUCCUCCUCCAGUACUGGUCAACACAGAUAGCUUGGAAACACCAACUUAUGUUAAUGGCACUGAUGCAGAUUAUGAAUAUGAAGAAAUCACACUUGAAAGGGGAAAUUCAGGGCUUGGUUUCAGCAUUGCAGGAGGUACGGACAACCCACAUAUUGGAGAUGACUCAAGUAUUUUCAUUACCAAAAUUAUUGCAGGGGGAGCAGCUGCCCAAGAUGGAAGAUUGCGGGUCAAUGACUGUAUAUUGCGAGUAAAUGAAGUAGAUGUUCGUGAUGUAACACAUAGCAAAGCAGUUGAAGCAUUGAAAGAAGCAGGGUCUAUUGUACGCUUGUACGUAAAAAGACGGAAACCUGUAUCAGAAAAAAUAAUGGAAAUAAAGCUCAUUAAAGGUCCUAAAGGUCUUGGGUUCAGCAUUGCUGGAGGUGUUGGAAAUCAACAUAUUCCUGGAGAUAAUAGCAUCUAUGUAACCAAAAUAAUUGAAGGAGGUGCAGCACAUAAAGAUGGUAAACUUCAGAUUGGAGAUAAACUUUUAGCAGUGAAUAGUGUGUGUUUAGAAGAAGUUACUCAUGAAGAAGCAGUAACUGCCUUAAAGAACACAUCUGAUUUUGUUUAUUUGAAAGUGGCAAAACCCACAAGUAUGUAUAUGAAUGAUGGUUACACACCACCUGAUAUCACCAACUCUGCUUCUCAGCCUGUUGAUAACCAUGUUAGUCCAUCUUCUUACUUGGGCCAGACACCAGCAUCGCCAGCCAGAUACUCACCUGUUUCAAAAGUAAUGAUUGGAGAUGAUGAAAUUACACGGGAACCUAGAAAAGUUGUUCUUCAUCGUGGCUCAACAGGCCUUGGUUUCAACAUUGUAGGAGGUGAAGAUGGAGAAGGAAUAUUUAUUUCCUUUAUUUUGGCCGGAGGACCUGCUGAUCUUAGUGGAGAGCUCAGAAAAGGAGAUCGUAUUAUAUCGGUAAACAGUGUUGACCUCAGAACUGCCAGCCAUGAGCAAGCAGCAGCUGCUUUGAAAAAUGCUGGCCAAGCUGUCACAAUUGUUGCACAAUAUCGACCUGAAGAAUACAGUCGUUUUGAAGCCAAAAUACAUGACUUACGGGAGCAGAUGAUGAAUAGUAGCAUUAGUUCAGGAUCAGGUUCUCUUCGAACUAGCCAGAAACGAUCCCUCUAUGUCAGAGCUCUUUUUGAUUAUGACAAGACUAAGGAUAGUGGCCUUCCCAGUCAGGGAUUGAACUUCAAGUUUGGAGAUAUCCUCCAUGUUAUUAAUGCUUCUGAUGAUGAAUGGUGGCAAGCCAGGCAGGUUACACCAGACGGUGAGAGUGAUGAAGUUGGGGUGAUUCCCAGUAAACGCAGGGUUGAGAAGAAAGAACGAGCCCGAUUAAAAACAGUGAAAUUCAAUUCUAAAACAAGAGGCGAUAAAGGGGAGAUCCCUGACGACAUGGGAUCAAAAGGCCUGAAGCAUGUAACUUCUAAUGCCAGCGAUAGUGAAAGUAGUUACCGUGGUCAAGAAGAAUAUGUCUUGUCUUAUGAACCAGUGAAUCAGCAAGAAGUUAAUUAUACUCGACCAGUGAUUAUAUUGGGACCCAUGAAAGAUAGGAUAAAUGAUGACUUGAUCUCGGAAUUUCCUGACAAAUUUGGAUCGUGUGUUCCUCAUACAACUAGACCAAAAAGAGAUUAUGAAGUAGAUGGAAGAGAUUAUCAUUUUGUGACUUCAAGAGAGCAGAUGGAAAAAGAUAUUCAAGAACAUAAAUUCAUUGAAGCUGGCCAAUAUAACAACCAUCUGUAUGGAACAAGUGUUCAGUCUGUGAGAGAAGUAGCAGAAAAGGGCAAACACUGUAUCCUUGAUGUGUCUGGAAAUGCCAUAAAGAGAUUACAGAUUGCACAACUUUACCCAGUCUCCAUUUUUAUUAAACCUAAAUCCAUGGAAAAUAUCAUGGAAAUGAAUAAGCGUCUAACGGAAGAACAAGCCAGAAAGACUUUUGAGAGAGCCAUGAAACUGGAACAAGAAUUUACUGAGCAUUUCACAGCUAUCGUACAGGGAGAUACGCUGGAAGACAUUUACAACCAAGUAAAGCAGAUCAUAGAAGAACAGUCUGGUCCUUACAUAUGGGUUCCAGCAAAAGAAAAGUUAUGAGGACUGAUGUUUCUCUGUUCUCUUUUCCACGGUCUCAUUUUCUUUGACAUUUCUUUGCCCUUUCCUUCUGGAGUCUGCCUUUAAUACUCCUUCCAUGUUGAAUCAUAUCCCACAUAUCAUGGUCUGCAGUUGUACUUAUUUUUGACAUCUAUUAUCUCCUUCAAGUUGUAGCAUCUGUAUUAUUUUGUCACUAUUGGUUUUGGCCAUUUUUCAGAACUGAAGAUAGAAUGGCCUGACCAGCUAUUAAGGAUUUGGGGAGAUGGGGAAAAUGUGGUAAAAUUCCUUAAUGUUUAAGGGAAAGUAACUUUAAGAGAUUUCAGAAAAGCUUUAUAUACAUUCUUUUCAAAUUUCAAUAUAAAUGAAAGAAAUUGGUUUUAAUCAGUGAUUUAGUAAACUUUGAGCAACAAUGCACGCUUAACUUUAAUAGCAUGGUUUGGCCAGUAUAUUAGCCCUCAAGUCCUUUUCUCAAUUGAUUUCUGUUAUGAAAGCGAAUAUUUCAUUAUAGACAAAUUAUGGAAAAUAUGUGUUUUUUUUAAUUUCAAAAUUAAUGUCCGGGUUAACUUUCAUAAUGUCAUAAGGGAUAUUCAUUUUUCAUAAGAGCUCUUCUUAAAGUCUUUUAUUGUUUGAGGGGUUUUUUUUUUUUCCAGUACAUUUGCUAGAAAUAACAAUGUUGAGAUGUUUUUAAUGUACUUGUGCAGCACUAUUUAUAAUGUCUUACAGAAGUUAUUAAUGCAUAAUGAUCAUCACAUUUUCUGAAAUGAGUCCAUGUUUAGGUGCUAGAGGAGCUCACCUUUUACAUAUAAAGUUGAGAAAAUUUCAUAGACAUAAAUACAGACAAAACAGACAUUACAGUGGUGAUGUAGUAAUCACGGCAAUGGAAAAAGGAGUCCAGUUCAUAGCCUAAAACUUUAAAUGUAUUCUUAGGAGUCAGAUUUUAAUGAAUAUUUUACCCACAAUAACUGCCUAUUUUGUUAUAAUAAAAAUAUAUAUAUAAAUAUAUAUAAAAUUUUCUUUAAACUCUGUAACUAUGGGAAUUAUUUUCUUUACAUAGUUGCACACACACACACACAAACAUAUAUUUAAAAUAUAUUUUUUUUCUUUUGCCACCUACUCUUUUUGUUUGGUUUUUAAAUUAAAUAUUACUUGACUAGACUUUUAUCUUCCUUAACUAUGUGAACUGAAAAUGGGGAUAUGAUGGUUAUGGAAAGAAACCUUUAGGGAAAUUAGAUUGCAAGUAAAAGUAUGGGCAUGUUCUCCUCUUUUCUACAAAAGUUUUCAAAUGGUUCCUGGUUGGUUUAUUUUUGUUUCGUUUUUGUUUUUGUUACUGUUGUUCUUGUCAUUGGGUUUGAAUUUGGUCCUCUGCCUCACUUUCCAGUUCUCCUCCUUUCAUAAUAGGCAAACAAGCAAAAGCCUCGUGUGUGUGAGUAUAUUUCCCUCAGACUGCACUCCUUUCAUCUUUCAUGGCUGCUCCGCACUAGCGUUGUGCAGAUCUUCAUGGUGAUCAAUUUUAAGAAAUUUUAGUGAAGGGUAGAUAUGAUUUCAGAAAUCAAUUUCUCUGGUCUUUUAUAUUAAUAUUGUUUACCUUCCCAUUGCUUUUUUUGGAGUUUAUUAAAUAUGUGUUUUGACAACCUCCUCAUUACACUUUCUUAAAUGAGUACUGGUUUGUAAAGAAUUAUCGACAUUAUCCAUUCCAUUUAUGAGAAAGAGGAGAACAGCUAAUAAACUUUAUUGUAAAAUCCA